Molecule: messenger RNA, 1154 nt
Organism: Sinocyclocheilus grahami
Lineage: Eukaryota; Metazoa; Chordata; Actinopteri; Cypriniformes; Cyprinidae
Product: F-box/LRR-repeat protein 3-like
Exons: 5
Coding region: 280-1002 (240 amino acids)
Molecular function (GO): protein binding
Source: RefSeq, a predicted model, not a curated record
CACACACACACACGCUCGCCUGACUCUCAACAACAACAACAGCGCCAUUUCCCGCGCAGGAGGAGGCGGGGACGCUGGUAUCUCCCGCGGUCCUCAGCGCAGAAGUAGGUCAACCAGCGCUAUCGGCGAGACUCCCGAGAAAACAACACAUAACGACAUAAAUCCACCCUCGCUGGUCUCCAGUGCGUGUGCUCUGCUUCCGGUCCUGGCUGACGUUCAGACGACUUUUCAGGAUUUAGCUUAUUUUUCACUGUUCGCGCGCGAGCUGAGGGAGAUAACAUGAGCAACGCGCAAAACAGCUCUCUCAGGCCCCCAAGAAUGAAAAGGUUGAGCAGAGACCGCGAGGACAGCCCCUCAUCCUGCGAGGGGCCGGCGGACUCCUGCAAGAGAGUCAGACAGCCCGCCGAGGACCCUGGAGAUCUGCUGUCCAACUGGGCUCGACUGCCACAGGAGAUCCUGCUCCACAUCUUCCAGUACCUGCCUCUCCUCGAUCGCGCCUUCGCCUCGCUGGUCUGCCGCAGCUGGAAUCAGGCCUUCCACAUGCCCGAGCUGUGGAGGUGCUUUGAGUUUGAGCUCAACCAGCCUGCCAGCUCUUACCUGAAGGCCACUCAUCCUGACCUAAUAAAGCAAAUCAUAAAGAGGCACUCCAAUCAUUUACAGUACGUCAGCUUCAAGGUGGACAGCAGUACAGAGUCAGCGGAGGCUGCGUGUGACAUCCUGUCUCAGCUGGUCAACUGCUCUCUGAAGACCCUUGGGCUGAUCUCCACUGCACGGCCCAGCUUCAUGGAGCUGCCGAAGUCGCACUUCAUCUCUGCACUAACCGUGGUGUUUGUCAACUCCAAGUCUCUUUCGUCUCUGAAAAUUGACGACACGCCAGUGGACGAUCCUUCGCUCAAGGUCCUGGUGGCCAACAACAGUGACACACUCAAGCUGUUAAAGAUGAGCAGCUGCCCACAUGUUUCUCCUGCAGGGUGUUGUGAGCAUUACCGAAUGCACACGUAAUGUGAUGACUCUUUAAUUCAUACUGGAAGCCGGAGGGCGCCCUUGCGGAGAAACUCCACAUAUCCAUAGCAGAGAAAUCCCCAAUAUGGACAAAGGUAUCAAGUUAUCGCUGUAGCGGAAUAAAACGCAGAUAGAGAAAUUUUAACUGAUGA